AUGCGCGAGACGUGGAUCAACCGGAGUGGCGGGAAGGCUGUGAAUUUGCUAGAUGAGCAGAUAGCGUUGUUCCCGGAAAUCUCGGACUUCGAGUUGUGCCAGAAGAUCGCGAAUUAUCGGGAUACAAAGACAAAUAAGUCAAUGGAAAGGCUAACGACGGGCGACUGGAUAUUUUAUGAUUUCAAAGGCGCCUAUACACAAGUCUGUGAAUCUCCAUUUAAUGGUUUUCCACAUCCGGAUCGUCUAUAUUGUGCCUCGGAACGCGUUUGGCAAGUACUACAAGAAAAAUCGCCGACGGAGGUGAACAAUAACUACGAGAAGCUU
Messenger RNA from Mesorhabditis spiculigera, 324 nucleotides. The record is from the annotation of a GenBank genome assembly. NCBI's taxonomy places the organism in Eukaryota, Metazoa, Nematoda, Chromadorea, Rhabditida, Rhabditidae.